UUUGAGAUGGCCCACCACAUUCUCUUCUUGGGUUUUUUAGCUCUCACUUGCUCUAUUGCCUCAGCCUCAUAUCCAAGCCCUUUGCAGGAUUUCUGUGUAGCCAAGCCCAAUAGUCCAGUGUUGGUUAAUGGAUUAGCCUGUAAGGACCCGAAGCUCGCUCAAGCCAACGAUUUCUUCUUCGCCGGGCUCCAUAAACCAGGCAACACAUCGAACUUCCUUCGAUCGGCAGUUACUCCUGUCUUCGCAGCCCAUUUACCUGGACUCAACACGCUCGGCAUCUCGAUGGUUCGCAUAGACUACGCACCAUGGGGCGUCAUUUCUCCCCACAUCCACCCGCGAGCCACUGAGAUCCUAACAGUCGUGGAAGGCACUCUCUACGCCGGCUUUGUCACAUCUAACCCUGACAACCGUCUGAUCACGAAGGUCCUCCAGAAGGGUGAUGUGUUCGUCUUCCCAGAGGGACUCAUUCACUUCCAACGUAACGUAGGGUAUGGGAGUGCUGUUGCGAUUGCGGCCCUCAGCAGCGAAAACCCAGGUGUAAUCACCAUCGCUAAUUCCAUCUUCGGAUCGAAGGGACCCAUUUCGACUGAGGUUCUUACCACGGCCUUCCAGCUGGACAAGGCUGCAGUGGAUUAUCUCCAGUCCAAGUUCUAA
Molecule: messenger RNA, 654 nt
Organism: Magnolia sinica
Lineage: Eukaryota; Viridiplantae; Streptophyta; Magnoliopsida; Magnoliales; Magnoliaceae
Product: putative germin-like protein 2-1
Exons: 2
Coding region: 7-654 (215 amino acids)
Cellular component (GO): cell wall
Molecular function (GO): manganese ion binding
Source: RefSeq, a predicted model, not a curated record